Molecule: messenger RNA, 3961 nt
Organism: Magallana angulata
Lineage: Eukaryota; Metazoa; Mollusca; Bivalvia; Ostreida; Ostreidae
Product: CCR4-NOT transcription complex subunit 7-like
Exons: 7
Coding region: 172-1065 (297 amino acids)
Cellular component (GO): CCR4-NOT complex; P-body; CCR4-NOT core complex
Molecular function (GO): nucleic acid binding; poly(A)-specific ribonuclease activity
Source: RefSeq, a predicted model, not a curated record
GGAAACAUUGUAUGAUACUGACCAUUAUCCCCAAAGAAAUGUAGACGCCACAGCACUUCCAAUUGUAGAUUUUCCUGUGGUAUCGAAUAAUUGAAAACACGAAAGUGAAAAAAGUAAAAGUAUUCUCAAAAAAGUUAGAAGGCUGGUAGUGGUGAGAGCAGAUAUGCUGAUAUGCCGUCAGUAGCACAGACUGAGUAUGGCAUCAAGGAUGUCUGGAACAGUAACCUGGAAGAAGAAUUCAAAAAGAUUCGCCAUGUUAUUCAGCGAUAUAGAUUUGUUGCAAUGGACACAGAAUUUCCAGGAGUGGUGGCAAGACCUAUAGGAGAAUUUCGUAGUACAGCAGAUUACCAAUAUCAACUUCUUAGAUGUAAUGUAGACUUACUAAAGAUAAUUCAAGUAGGCCUUACCUUCAUGGAUGAAAAUGGUCAAACACCAUCUCCCAUUUCAACAUGGCAGUUCAACUUUCGUUAUAAUCUUACGGAGGAAAUGUAUGCCCAGGAAUCCAUUGACCUUCUACAACACUCAGGAAUUCAGUUCAAGAAGCAUGAAGAGGAAGGAAUAGAAGUGAAUGAUUUUGCUGAGUUACUUAUGACAUCGGGAAUAGUGCUAAGUGAGCAAGUCAAAUGGCUGUCAUUUCACAGUGGUUAUGACUUUGGGUAUCUACUGAAGAUUUUAACAAACACACAAAUGCCAGCAGAGGAAGCAGAUUUCUUUGAUUUUCUGCGGAUAUAUUUUCCAAACAUCUAUGAUGUCAAGUACCUAAUGAAGAGUUGUAAAAAUUUGAAAGGUGGAUUACAAGAGGUUGCAGAACAACUAGAGAUCACUAGGAUAGGCCCUCAGCACCAGGCUGGCAGUGAUAGCUUGCUAACAGGAGCUGCCUUCUUCAAGAUGAGAGAGAUGUUUUUUGAGGACAAUAUUGAUGACGCCAAGUAUUGUGGUCAUCUUUAUGGACUUGGUACUUCAUAUGUGCAGAACGGCUCAGGAUACGAAAGUCUUACAAGUUAUCAAAACCAUAACUCUACACCCACUGUGGACGAUUCUAAUUCGUCAUCAACAAACUCAUAGAGCAAUCAGUGCAUUCUACUGCAUAUUGCAGUCAGCAUCCAGGACAAGAAAAUGGCAGCAUUUUCAUGGAUCAAACACUUUGUGGCAGCUAGAGAUGGAAGAAAGAGUCAACAUUUUAAAUCCUUAAUCUUGAAGCCCUUCCAUUUAUUUGUCUACGGAGUCAAAUUUCAGAAGUGAAAUGAUAUGCUGGUUUUAAAUUUUGAAUCUCUCUACAUGCAGUGCAAGAUGAAUUGUCUCAUAUGUGGUGAUAAGCAUAGUAGUAAUGUUUGUCAGAAAAUUUUAAUUUCUUAGUAGAAUUUGGGUGGGGUUUUUUUCAUUCAAAAUUUUAAUUGAAUAUUGAAGAAACAAAAAAAAAAUCUUUUCAAGUAAUGGUUGGCAACCCUCUUCAAUUUUAAUUGUGAUGGUUGAGAUACUAUUAUUUUUUUUAUAUAAAAAAAUUCUAAUUCCAUAAGGACCAUUCCUUUUCUAAGAAAGUAGUGAAUAAUUGACAGGGGCAGACAACUGAGAUAUCCUGAUAAAUGGUGUCAUUUUCUUCGCUUUGGUUGAGGGCUGCCAUAACUGACUCUCAAAAAGAUUUAAGCUCUGCUUUGAUAUUCAUAGUAAAUUAGAAAAUUGAACUGUAAAUAAGUCCUACCAAAAUGAUUUGUAAAUAUAAUGAGAUCCAAAUCAAAGGAAAAAAGCUAUCUAUGCUCCUAUGUGAAACAAAGGCAUGUUGUUUAUUGUCCAAACUUUGUGUACAUGUUCAAAUGGGGGCCACUGUUUCUUCAACUUCAUUUCUGUGCUCAAGAUUAUCUGCAGGAAUAGCUUAUCGCUUGCAUUGCAACUAACACUGUAGCUAAGUUUUCUUAUCCUAAGUAUUAUCUAAAGUUCCACUUGAUAGUAAAUGUUUGACAUUUAUAGUCAAUGUGAUAUGACAGGAAUUUCCUUUUUUAAAAGCUAUUGUUAAAUUUAUUUUUUUUUAACGAUAGAAUCUGUGAUCUGUCUUAGUGCAAUUUUCAUAUACUAUGUUAAUUAAGAGUUUAAUUUUUUUAGUGAAGACAUGAUUGAAACAAACUAUGAAAUUCAUGUCAGCCUUUUUUCCCUUUCAUUGAUAUUUGAUAUAUUUUCCCCACAUUAACAAGGCAAAGCAGACUGAAUAUUAUUCUUCAGGAACUGUCAUUCUCAUUGGGAAUUUUAGAAACAGUCUGUCAUAAGAAAAACAUGUUGAAAGGAGAUAAAAAAGAAAAACAUUAAGAUAGUAUGAAAUGAAGAUGUAAUUAUGCACAUUUUUUAGCACACAUAUUUUUGUCUUGAUUCUCUUGUUUUUAAUUAUAAGACAUCAGCCAAACCAAAGGAAGGUAGUUUGUGGCUGCCUUCCUUGUCCAAGGUUUUAAAUGGAUUUUAAACAACAGUUUUAUAUACCUGCACCAUACCGACAAGUUAAACUACCUGCAUCUAAGAUGUUGGAUGUUGACUUGUUGGGAAUGGUGAGCAUUGUUUGUAAUGUCAUAGAGACAAUUGUUAUGUUCUUUAUGUCUGUGAUUUCAUGAAUCAUUGAGAUGUAAUUGUACUUUGUAUGGGACAUAUGAAUUGUAUCUAUUAUUCUUACAAUGGAUAUGGUCAGAGUUUUCCUAUUUUAGAAUCCAAAGGGCUUUCAUUACAUGUUUUGUCAUUAAAAUAGACAGCUUUGAUCAUAUCCUUGAUAUAGAUUGGUUUUAUUUCUUUGGAAAAUCAACACAUUGGAGAAGUUCAUUAAAUAGUUUAAUUUUUUAAUGAAUUUUUAUUUUAUUAUUAGUUAUGACUUUUUGUGGAGUAAUUGUUCUUUGUUGACAAACACAUAACGUAGGUCAACAUGAUUUUAUUUAACUCAUUAAAAUCCAUAAAAAUGUUUAAACAAGGUUUUUUUUCUAUUUUAAGUUUUUAAAUACUAAUGUCACCCCAUUUUGUUUUAUUCAAAUUCAUACAUGUGUCUUUUCAUUUACAUUUAUAUGCAACUGUGUGAUGAGUCAUUCUGUCAGACCUUUGACAUGUAGAGUUAAUUUUCACAAGUUAUAAGAUGAAUUUUUCUAUGAUUUAAAUAUUAGACUGUGAUCUGUUUUUAAUGUCAAAAUGUGUUGAAAGUUUUAGUGGGUUAUCAGGCUGCAAUCUAACAUUUAUCACUUAACAAUACUAGAAGCUCCCUGUCAGUUUUAGACAUUUUGUACUCUACAAGUCUUGUUUUAACUGUGAGCUUGUGAUUCCCUCAAAACUUUGACAUCUAAGGUUAGAACUGUUGUUUAUGUCAGGAACAGUAACUGCGGAAAGACUCCCCCUCCUAGAUGUCACUGUGUGUACCCUGGCUAUUUGUUGCUAGGUGAGAGAAGUUUUCAUUUUCAAUCAUGAUGCAUUGCAAGCAAAAUUUCUAAAUUCAAUGUAUGUGUGGAUUGUUUUGUGUACUUUUCCCCAUUAAUUUGAUUUUGUUUUUUAAAGAAAGUGUAUUCUGUUGAGUUGUAUUUUUGAUCUUAAAUGAAUUUCUGAUCUCAUAGCUGCUUUUGGGAAGUAUGAGUUUUUUUCUUUACUUUAUUCUUUAUAUUCUACUGUAAUGCCAAUAUUUAUAUCAGAAACAAUGUAUCCUCUUCCUCCAUAAAAAUUUCUCAAAUUUUGUUGACAAUAAUUUGAGGCACUCCAUCUUAUUGUAAAAUUUAGCUUAUCUGAGUGUGUGAUUUUCUUUUUCUUUCUUGGUACUGAAUGUGAACACUUGAUUGAUUGUGUUUGUCUGGAGGGGGAGGAGUGUAGUAUGUUGGGCUGAUGUCUUACUGUACAUUCUGUGUGCCCCCUUAUUUUAUUGUCGUCUAAAUGUAACACACUGGAACUGGUUGCCUUUUUAUGAAUUGUAAAUAAAUAUGUCAUGGGACGACCAGUCCAAUCAUAGCAUAAA